ACAAAAUAGGAUCAUAGUUACUCACUAUAUGAUAGGGAUUAUGUUUCAGUCAACUACUGGCCAAACAAGGAUGCAGGGGGGGCCAAGUUGCGCGAAAUGUACCAGAAACUGCAUGCGCAUGCAGUCAAACCCGUGUCCAACGGAAAUUAGAUGAGCACGAGCAUAUUUCGGCAUGUUUUAUCAUUGUACGGACAUGAUCUCUUAUUUUGUUAUCUUUUUAUAUGUGUGUGAUUUUCUUGCGAUUUUGUGCAAUCGCUUUCUGGUGGUGCUAUCCAGCGUUUUCUGUUGCGCCAUAUCCCUUUUUUGUCUGCAGCGUUGGGGUUGCAUGACUCUUUCGUUUCUUCCUACCAGGCCCAUCCAGUCUAUAUAUAGAUGGACCUGGCAAGGCCACUUGUUGAUCAUGCGUUUCUUUCAUUUUGCUUGUCUGUUUCGAGGUACAUAUGCAUUGAUUGGGACAGCAUGGCAUCCGGCGUACGGGGACGAUUCGACGAAGCGCAGAAAGCGCAGAGGUGCUUUUUCAUCAUUUUUUUAUAUGAAAGAUCUACUUGCAUGGCGUGGUGGCGUUGUUCAACUAUACUCUCAGAUUUUGUGUUAUAUAUUCAUCGAGUCUCGGUCCCUGACUUCCUGACGCAGAUAUUGUUUUAUUUACAUACCCGCAUAGUUGGAACACAGGGUCCAAUGUACUAUGUUUGGGUUGGUUAUCUUUGCUUCGUGUAUCUUAUAUUCAUCAGGGAUUCGUCUUGGAGUUUGAUUGGUAUCUGAUGUGUUUUAUGUUCCAGUAUGAAUUCGAUU
Molecule: messenger RNA, 792 nt
Organism: Aspergillus ruber CBS 135680
Lineage: Eukaryota; Fungi; Ascomycota; Eurotiomycetes; Eurotiales; Aspergillaceae
Exons: 1
Coding region: 173-628 (151 amino acids)
Source: RefSeq, a predicted model, not a curated record